GCACACUAUUUGACGGUGCUGGUUAGUACCGAUGUAUGCUCAUUUUAUACUUCGGUGAGACAUUAUUUUCAAACUCCAUUAAGUUCCAAGUUUUUAAAAACAUUAUUGAGUGUAUUCACAUUUUCCACUUUACCGUCGUCAAUAUUCCAAGCAUAGUUAUAAAUUACGUGUUUCGAAAUAGGCGUUUGAGAACAAAAUGCCAACCGCUAGUGCCGCAACAUGGGUCAAAUUUUUCACCAAUGCCGGAAUCCCGUCCCAAGCGGCAGCAGGAUAUGCACACAUCUUUGUGGAAAACCGCAUCCAGAUGGAUAUGCUGACGGAUUUAAAUAAAGAAUAUUUACGCGAGAUGGGAAUCACGACAAUGGGUGACAUCAUUGCAAUUCUUCGUCACUCAAAAGUUGUUAACGAGCAAAGUGCCCGCGAACGUGUACUGGCAUCGCCAGGAGAAUUCGAUCAUGAUGGCAAAAACGGAAACACUUCUGUGCCGGUUGCUGCAAUUUCGGCUACACAGAAUUCUGCACCGAAAUCCGUUAUUUCCCGACCGAGCUCUGCAGUAUCGCUUCCCAGUAAACCAAGGAAGAUAUUUUCUGAGCACAAGAUUACGCUGCCAGAGGCAGGAUCUAGCUCCGGAUACAACCGAUCUGCCAAUGAAGUUUUGGAGAAGAGAACCGGAUUAGUAUCAACGAUUAUCGAUACAGGCAGCAGAUCGAAAGUUUUCAAACGUCUCUCACACAACUCUGAUGGUGAGGACGAUAACAAAGAUAACGAUGAUCAACAGCCACCUGCAAAAAUUUCUUCUAAAGUAACAACAAGAAGAGCGGAAAGUCCUUCUUCGUCCGUAUUUUCCCGUCUUGGAAUGAAAAAUAAACGAAGCAUCCUUGAUGGACCCACUGGAAUCCUAAAAAAAUCACCGAUUAAACCGAUGUUUUCGGAAAGAACUAUCACAUCUAGCACGCAAAAAAUUAUGUUGGUCAAGAAAAUUCCAGCUAAAGCUAUGGCGGUUUCAGAUGAGGAGGAUACACGUAAGUCUUACCGUAACUACCAGUAUUCUCAUAUGGACCAGAUGGAAACAAACGAGCCGCAAAAGUCGGUUUCGUUCUCAGAGGAAGAUGAAAUUCUGGAAAUUGCGCCUCGGCCACCGAUUCGACCUUUUGUUAAGACCGGACCACGAUUACGUUUUAAUGAGCGAGAGGUAUCGGUUAGAGCCCGUCUUGGCAAUUCGCCAAAUCGUAAACAACAAAUAACUGUGCUGCGAGGACCUAAGAAAACGGUUGCAAUGAAACCGUUUCGAUCUCCAGCAGGGAACAUAACAAGCUUGUCUCCCUCAUCACUAGUUCGAUCUAAGAUGAAGUCCGAUGCAAUGUUGCUUCGGAAAGAAACCCCUAUUCGAAGUCGACUAACGUUAGUAGGUGCGCAUGAAAAAUAUACACCAAUACGGAGUAAUCAAUCAAAUCGUAACGAAUCGAAUGACACGCAACGAUCCACUAGGACAUUUGAUCUUGAUUCGAAAAUGGCAAAUUUAUAUGUGAAACGACCUCGUCCGGGGUACCCUUCGAGCAGGACUUCAAAUCACAAUAAUAAAAACUUCCAAUCCGGAAGCAGUGUGUUUGACCGGCUUGGCUACAACAGGAAGUAAUCUAAAAAUUUUCAUUUAUAAGGUAGAUCAAGUUGCGAAUUGGGCAAAAAUAUAAUGCAUUCAUAUUAUAGGAACUGCUAUAUAAAUUAAGUGUUUGUCACAGCGGAUUCGAAUGGUAUAUUUAAGAAAAAAGGCUUGUCCAAUAGAAAGGUAUUAUACCAUUUAUCAUUUGCCGAUUAUACAAAAUAAAUUGAGUUUCAUGACAAAA
Messenger RNA from Wyeomyia smithii (pitcher-plant mosquito), 1844 nucleotides. RefSeq lists its product as uncharacterized. The transcript is spliced from 4 exons. Gene Ontology annotation, cellular component: nucleus. Gene Ontology annotation, molecular function: protein binding. NCBI's taxonomy places the organism in Eukaryota, Metazoa, Arthropoda, Insecta, Diptera, Culicidae. The coding region runs from base 197 to 1636 and encodes 479 amino acids. The record is from RefSeq and is a predicted model, not a curated record.